UUGAUAGUGCAGCCAUUGCAAAACUUCACCCUAACCGACUCACUCAAAACACAGAAUCAUUCAGUAAGGAACUGCUGUGUGUUGCUCAGAGACAAUUUUGCAUCUAAAAUAACUACCACUCAACGAUCCCAAUUCACACUUGGAAAUAGAGAAAAGCGUGAAGAUGAAGAAUACAACAAAACCCUGCAGAACAGAGCAUCACAAUGCUGAAGGACAAAGAGAUCGCAUGGAGGGAAACAAGAAAGGAGAAACAAAGGCCAAAAAAUCAGUCGCCUGCUCUCAUUGCAAAAAACGAUUCUCACAUAAAGCGCACCUUCAGAUUCACAUGAGAGUUCACACUGGAGAGAAGCCAUAUCGAUGUGAUCAAUGUGGGAAAUGUUUCCCAUACAAACAAAGCCUUAAACUACACCUGGAUAUCCAUGCCAAGGGGAAUCCAUACACGUGUGAUGAGUGCGGGGAGAGUUUCAAAACCAGGUUACAAUUGAGGAGCCACAUGACACUCCACCCUAAAUACAAGCCGUACAAAUGUGAUCAAUGCGAGAAGAGUUACGGGAGAGAAGACCACCUUCAGAGACACAUGAAGCUUCACACAGGGGAAAAGCCGCACAAGUGCGAACACUGCGGAAAGAGUUUCCCGAUGAGAGAUUUGCUUAGGAGCCACUUAAUGGUGCACAGCGAAGUGAAGCCGUACACAUGUGAUCAAUGCGGAAAGGGUUUUACACUCAAAAAAAGCUAUAAUGAACACAUGAAUAUUCACACUGGAGAGAGGCCGUACACAUGCGAUCAAUGCGGGAAGGGUUUCCCUUAUGAACAGAGUCUUAAUCUGCACAUGAGAUUUCACCGAGAAGAAAAACCCUUCACUUGUGAUCAAUGCGGCCAGAGCUUCUCACAGAAAGGAGCCUAUAACAUCCACAUGAAAAUCCACACUGGAGAAAAGCCGUAUACCUGCGAUCAGUGCGGGAUGAGUUUCAGACAUGGAUACUCUCUCAAAUUACAUAUGACGCACCAUACUGGAGAAAAACCAUUUCACUGUGAUCAAUGUGAUAAAUGUUAUAGUACGGCAUUAUUCCUGAAGAACCACAUAAAAACUCAUGAUAAGGCUCAAAUUUACUCAUGUUUAACUUGUGGAAAGACUUUUAAUCAGUUGAGGGGUUUGAGGUUGCAUGAGAAAAGGCACAGCCUUACAAAGCCUUUUAUGUGCUUUGAUUGCGGAAAGUGCUACUUUACAGAUACUGAGCUGAAACAGCAUCUGCCAGUUCACUCUAAUGAAAGACCUUACAUGUGUUCACUCUGUUUUAAGAGUUUCCCCAGAAUGGGAAGCUUGAUAGUUCAUGAGAAGACCCAUAAUGGAGAGAAACCCGAUUGCCGCACUGGAAGUAAAAAGAGCCAGGAUGAGUGAGAGCAUAAUGAAACAUCUUUAUUAAAUAUGUUUGCUUUUUGAUAUAAACUUUAUCAUGAAGCUUGUUUGUUUUAAGGUCAGGUAUUCUGUGACACUAUUACUCGGGGAUAGUUUAUAGUCUUUUAUUGAAGUAGUUGUUUACAAAAUGUUCUUGUCAAUUAACUUUGUAACUUGCUAACAAUUAUAUUCCUUUUCUUUUAACUUUUAAAUGUUAUGAAUCUUUCUCAAUUGUUUUAACUGUUUUUUAUAGGCUUAUAUAUUCUCUUUAGCUCAUAUAUUCUGUUUAGUAUAUAUUGAAUUCCCUCUUUUUGUGCUUUUUUUAAUUCAACAUUAAGAAUUUUACAGAAACAACUUGAUAAUGCCAGUCAAUAACAGUUUAAGAAAUGCAUCUAACUUGUAUCUUAGAAAAAGAAUAAAGUUCUUAAACACCUAA
Messenger RNA from Danio rerio (zebrafish), 1832 nucleotides. It is a transcript of the gene drl, whose product is annotated as draculin. The record is from RefSeq and is marked validated. NCBI's taxonomy places the organism in Eukaryota, Metazoa, Chordata, Actinopteri, Cypriniformes, Danionidae. Gene Ontology annotation, cellular component: nucleus.